Molecule: messenger RNA, 1695 nt
Organism: Mobula hypostoma (lesser devil ray)
Lineage: Eukaryota; Metazoa; Chordata; Chondrichthyes; Myliobatiformes; Myliobatidae
Product: growth arrest-specific protein 1
Exons: 1
Coding region: 515-1282 (255 amino acids)
Biological process (GO): regulation of cell cycle
Source: RefSeq, a predicted model, not a curated record
UGGGGAGGGAGGGCGAGAGUCUCGGAGAGUUGAGCCUUUUUUGGCAGAAAAAGAAAGUUAAAUCAAGCGUGAAGUGGAACAGUUGGUACUUUAGAAAGAAGGGGAGAAGGAGAAGGGCUGUGAGAAACCCUUUGCAUCUCAUAAAAACCGCGGCAAAUCUCUGUUCCCAGCUGUAUGUUGGGAUUCGGAGCCGUCGAACAAAGGGAAGAUAUUGACUUCAACUGGAAGGCUUGUAUGCAGGAUCCACCUAGUGCACAAUUUGGAGUAAACUUUAAAUGCGGCGUCUUUUCGCCCCCCUCUUCUCGCUUCAUCACUAACACCGCCGGGAAUUGAAGAGGGGAGCGAGAGAGGGGGGGGGGGAGAGACAUUUUUUAACCCGUGCACCAAUCUCGCUGUUAUGCAACUGCGAGGGGUCUUUGCAAAGCCAGAGAACCGGCCGAUUGGGAGCCCCUUUGCAGGAUGCGUUCAAUCCGGUCGCUUUAAACGAGGGUGCGGAUGGUCCCUUCCCUGAAGAAUGCACCGGACAGUCACACUAAGUUGGUACUCGUUGGCGAUACUGGCUUGCUUUAGGUCGGUGGCCGGGGCCCAGCCCGUGUGCUGGGAAGCUCUGCUCCGUUGUCAGCAGGAGAAGGACUGCAAAUGGGCUUACAGCCAGUACAGCGCUGCCUGCGAGCCCUUCCUGAAGGGCUUGAGGAGGCAUUGCCCCAGUCACUGUAUCGGCGCCCUGGUCAAACUCAACCAGACCCAGAACGGGCCGGACCUGGAGAACUGUGACUGCGACCAGGACCUGCAGUGCAGGCGGGCCAAGCGGGCGAUCGAGCCUUGCAUGCCGAGAAGGUACAGGGGCGAGUCGGACCUGGGCUGCACCAAGGCAAGGCAGCGUUGCGAGGAGGAGACGGUGUGUCACGGCGCCAUGAAGGACUACCUGUCCAACUGCGGGCAGCUGUUCAACGGGAGGAGGUGCACGCCGGUGUGCAGGAGUACCAUCCAGUACCUCCUCUCCAUUCCCAGCGGAAUUCUGCUAAACACCUGCGUCUGCGACGGGGUGGAGAGACCUUUCUGUGAGGUGGUUAAGGAGAACAUUCAGAAAUUCUGUUCCAUCAACGGCCACUCGCUUUUGACGGCCACGCCGGACUCGGACGAGAAUUAUGAAUAUGACGAUUAUGAAAUAAACAGAACGGACCUAAAGCCGCAACCAACUGACCCGGCGUCCAACCUUUCCGCGGCGCGCACGUGCUGCUCCCUGCUCCUCGUCGUGCUCCCGGGCUUGUGGUUUCUAUAAUACUUUGUGCAAACAAUUAUUUGCAGGUUUGUUUGUUUUGUUUCCAGUCUCUGCUCUCUCUUUCUCCGCACGCACUCACGGCGAUUCAGUGUUUACAGAGCAGCGGCCGAGGCUGACGAGAACGAGUGAGAUCAAAUUAUUUACCAUUUCGGCCUCACCCACCGAACGAUUUUUCAAAAAAACAUGUAAGUCAUCUUCAUGUCGACCCUGGGAUUUGGCUCGAUUCAAAACCUAACCCAAAAAAAAACGGAAUUUCGUGUACAGUUGGUUCAAAUUGAUUUUAAAAACGUGGAUUUUGAGGUGAGACCCACGGUGGGGAAAGCUUGUAGAUUUGUACGAUUUUUUUUGUAUAAAGGAUGGUACACAUUUUGCCUCUAUUUAUGGUUUUACAGCUAAUGCAUUUUGGAAAUAAA